Molecule: messenger RNA, 1107 nt
Organism: Emiliania huxleyi CCMP1516
Lineage: Eukaryota; Haptophyta; Isochrysidales; Noelaerhabdaceae
Exons: 1
Coding region: 21-734 (237 amino acids)
Source: RefSeq, a predicted model, not a curated record
GGUGUUCGAAGCUGGCUGGAAUGGCCAUGCUGGUGAUCUCGCUGUCGCUGUUGGCGACCACUCCCUCCGUCGACUGCGGCAGCGGUAUGACCGUAGAGGCGGCCGGCUGCGGGAUGGACGCGCAGGUGAUGGGUGUUCCCGAUGGCACGUCCUGGGAGGACGGGUGCAGACGCUGCAAUGAGGCCCUCGCCUUGAAAGGAGUAUUCGAUCCGUGCGGUGGCUCUGGCUGGUGCGCCCUGCCGACUGAUCGGUUCGGCCGCACCACGUAUGGCGUCUGGCUUAAGGCGCACUCCGCUCCCUCGCCGCCGCCAUCGCCGCCGCCUCUGGCGCCAGAAGAGCCGCUCUCGCGCGACGCUCUCUACCUCGCCGCCGCCGCACUCGCCGCCACCGCCGCCACCGCCGCUGCCCUCACCGCCUCAAGCGCACGCAAGAGCGCGGUGGGCUCCACAGCCAGCGCUCGCGACUUCUCAGACAGCACUCAGCUCAGCAAGGAACGUCUGGAAUCGGUCCGCUACGCGCAGGCGAGUGUGGACUAUGAAAAGCGCAAAGCCUAUACGAAACUUCCCAAGUGCAAGGUGACGCCACCACCACAGUCCGAUCUUGCUGUGGCCAAGGCUUGCGCGGCGAGGAAGCAGCAGAAGCGGGAUUGCGAGAAGGUGGAAAAUAUGAGCAACACGGACACCAACGCCUCUUCCGAUGCCGCGAGCGAGAUGCCCGGACCCUCGUCCGCGUGACGGGAAUGGAGGGAAAGAAGGUGCAUGCCAUGUCCAUGAGAGUGCCGACUCUACAUACUGUCGCAUGCCAUGCUAACGUUCGGGCGUCGCAGAGCGGUCCGGCGCCACACGCGUGCUGCAACAACAUGCACAUACAUGCACAUGCACAUGCACAUGCACAACAUGUCACAUGCACAUGUCCAUGUGCAUGCAGAGCGUCGAGACGAGAGAGAGAGAGCCGUGUUGCGGUUGUGCUCACCAUGUGUUCGUGUGCAGGUGUUGUGCUCACACAUAGCCCAGUCUAGGCUCAAAUAGAGAUACACGUAAUCGCGGUGGAGUCAAUGACUGUCAGUCUCCGAUAUGUCCGUUACAUAUGUUUUUUAUAAGGCGGUUC